AGUCAGUGUCACGGAAGUCUGCCGGAAAGUAAACUAAAAUGUCGUACAAGGAAUACGCAUCUUUGUGUUUGAUCGCGCUUGUUCUGGGACAAGCUGCAGCUUUACCGCAGCAUCCUCAGUACACUCAGCAAUAUCCACAAGAGUACCAACAACAACAACAACAAGUCAGAGGGGAUAGAAAAUUCGCUGAAAAGCCAAACGCGAUGAAAAAAGUGGCACUCGAUGAUCUCGAAGACAUUAGUACUAAUCAAAUUCAAGAAGGUAGCAGUAGCGGUUUUUCAUGGUCCAAUAUGCUGGGUAUGCUGAUGCAAAUGCUGCUGGGUCAGACCGGUGGUGCGACCGGACCUAGCAAGAACGAAAUAGAUGAUGGUGCAACUACGAGUCCGUGGACCAACUUGCUCUCUGUAGGUCUUAGGGUUCUCACGGCACUAUUAGGUGGACCCCAGCAGCCGGUGGAUGGUAUCGACAAGGUGGACAAUCAGAGUAGUCCUAUGCAGGAAAUUUUGACUGCGGUGCUGGGCGCAUUUCUAGGACAGGGCAGAAAUCCCGAACAGAUUGCAGUAAUGGCGAAAAAUGCUUCCGAGCAGUUUAUCAGCAUAGUCAUCAACCUGCUAGACGCCCUGAAGACAUCAUUCUCUCAUCGUUCCUUGACAGCUCGUUCACUCGGGAGGCGCGACACCAUUUCCGAAGCUGCGAUAGCAUCGAUCUCUAUGCUAAAGGGCUACAUGAGAUCUGUCAAGUCGUUUAGCUACGUAGGACGUGUCGAGGAGGAAGGUCAACGCGGAUGCGCCGAGAGAGCUCUUUGCGAGGCCAGCGCAGAGUGCAUCGCUGACACGCAAGGCCCAUCGUCAAUCUUCUGCCAGCUUGGAUCGUACGCGACAAGCUAUCUCCUGCAGAGGCAGAGCGGCGUCGGUUUCGAGGUUCUUUACGAAGCAGGACGUCGCGGUCGCACGGGCGAGGACUGUAGAACUCUCUUCAUGGAUUGCAAUGCCGUAUGAGCGCGUCCAUUCGUGCGGCGUACGUUUCAUCGAGUGUAGCUUACAAUUAGAUUCUGCAAAAUCUCUUUGCCGAUCGAAUUUUUUUAUCAGAUAUCUCUAAUUGGAACAUUUCGCCUCGAUGAUAGAGAAUGAUGCGAGAAACGCAACUCUAUUUACGAUUUACGUUACAGACAACCAAACGACAUCAAAAAUCUCUAAAGUAUUCUCAAAAGACAUCUUGAAGAUUGGAACACGUCUUUUUAGAGUUCUCGAAUGUUCAAACAUUUUGUUUAUGUGUCAAGCACUCGACAUAAACAAUCGAUAAGAUUUCUAGUAUAUCCUACGCUAGAGAAGUUUAAUCGACUUGACUGUGCGCGGACAUGCAUUUAGAAAAUACGCCAAGCUAGGAGAUUCACAUGGAAUUUUGCCAGCUCGACAACUCACGACUGAUCAUUUUUUUUCGAGGCAGCAAAUUCGGCGCACGUGUACGUACUAAAUAAUGCAAUUUGUAUAAUUCCGAUAAGUCGGUGUGACUUUGGCGUCGCAAAUAAAUCAAGCAUUCGAUAGAGUUUAAUCUUGUAAAAAUUUGUCUCGCGAAAAAUGAGAUAAAACUUUCGGAAAAUUUUCGAUAAUCCACUGUGCGGUUUCUAAUGAAAUCUUUCAAUAUUGGUUGGGGUCUAUCUAUACAUUUACAAGUCUAUUGUCUCGUAUAUCAAUGCCCAAGUUUCGCCAUGCGUCAAUUAUAUAAUUAUAUAUUUAUUUCUAUUUAUUGAGCGUAUUAUAUACAUAUAAGUUGUAUAGUAAUGUGUAAGUGCGUACUUGUUUAAAAGAUUUGCAGCGAUUUCCGGUAUUUUUUGACAAUCUAUCUCUAUCUAUCUAGAAAUACAUAUAAUAGAAUGACUAUAAUUGUCAGUCUUUCAAAUUUCUAAUACAUAUACAUAAGAUAUAUGAUUUUGUUCGACAUCUGAAAUACGAUGCAUUUUUCUCCAAAAUAUGAUAUAUGCGCGAUAGAAAAGGUUGGUCAAAUUGUUGUCACAAGACCGGAACGCGAGUUUGUCGCAAAUUUCAUUUUCGAUGUUACAAGUACAGAAAAAAAAUUUUACGCCAGUUGCAGUGUUGUAAUUUCCAUGUUUCUAUAGCCUCGAAAGUUUAAUUCACGGAAAUUACACAAGCUCUAUCAAGAUUGUUUACAUACCGUAUAUAUUUAAUGUUAAAUGUAACGGUAUGUAUAUAAAGUAUAUAGUAUAUUACAUCAAUAAUAAGAUUUUUAGAAACAGAGAGAGAGAGAGAGAGAGAGAGAGAGAAGGGAAGAAGACGCGCUUAGAGCUGUUGGAAAAACAGGAUCGGCAAAUUUGAUGUGUUUGAUGAGCUUCGUUCAAGUAUUGCUAUCAUUUGCUAGAAAAAAAAAGAUUAACCUUAGGCGAUAUUAUUUAUAAAAUAUAUUCU
Nylanderia fulva is the source of this 2423-nucleotide messenger RNA. RefSeq lists its product as uncharacterized. The record is from RefSeq and is a predicted model, not a curated record. NCBI's taxonomy places the organism in Eukaryota, Metazoa, Arthropoda, Insecta, Hymenoptera, Formicidae.